GUCAUGUGACUGCUAUAGUCACAUGACACACUCUGCAUGGCUGAGUAUUCUGCGGCUCUGGACUGCUGCUGCUGCUGUAAGUGUUUUCCUGGUGCCGGCAGCUGACACUCUGACAACACUGCAGGAAGUCAGUGAAAAGAUCUGCUGAGCGUGAGACACCCAGCAGCUAUCCCCGUGUAUCAGGAGAAUGGAGCAGGACCCAGAGCCCCAUCACGGAGCCUCCACCUCACUCACUGAUACAUGGGAGAGACAAUGAGCAGAAGAUCCUGGAACUCACCAACAAGAUCAUUCACCUGAUGACUGGAGAGGUUUCUAUAAGGUGUGAAGAUGUCGCUGUCUAUCUCUCCAUGGAGGCGUAGGAGUAUGUAGAUGGACACAGGGAUCUGUACAAGGACAUCAUGAUGGAGAAUCACCGGACCCUCACAUCACCGGAUGGACCCGGUAACAGAGAUUCCCCAGAGAGAUGUCCCCAUCCUCUCUAUUCCCAGGACUGUACAGAGGAGAAUCACAGGACCUCACAGGAGGAUCAGGAUGAGUUGCUGACUGAUAUUAAAGAAGAAUAUAUAGAGGGAGAAGAAGAGACUUAUGUGACUGAUAUUAAGGUAGAAGAUAUAGAGAGUGCAGAAGAGACGUAUGUGAGGGGUGAUCAGCAGUUUAAGGAGGAGGAAUUCCCUACAGAUAUCAGCACAGAUGGAUCCUGUAGCAGACAUACUCCAGAGAGAUGUCCCCAUCCUCUAUAUUCCCAGGACUAUAUAGAGGAGAAUCACAGGACCCCAGAGGACGAUCAGGGUUUGGCUGACAUCAUGAAUCCCAUAGCACAACAUUUAACAAGGGUACCACAACGGACUCGGGCAGAUGCAAGACGUGCCAGGGAAGCAGGAAAUGAACCACAAGUACAAGCCCAGCAAAGGAAUGUGCCUAAGAUGUCAGGGACAAACCAUGCUACUCAGGAGUCUAAUCCUCUACCAGCACAUAAAAAAAGGAGACAGCCAUGCUUUAGCCGGAAAGAACUAGACAUUCUUGUUCACUUGGCAAUGGAGAAAAUUCAUCAUGGCCCAAAGAAUAUGGGUGCACCAACCAAAGCGCGCCUGUGGCAGGAGAUCACGGACGCAGUAAACAAAGAGGCCCCCAUUGUCCGCACAGUCGGUGAAGUGCGCAGACGAUGGGCAGACUUCAGAUGCAGACUGAAGCUGAAAAUGCGAGAACGUCGGCUACAUGGAAGACGGACUGGUGGCGGCCAUUUACCUCAGUCCUUAGAAUACACCACUUUGGAAGUGCAAGCAAUGGGCUGUAUUGAGGAGCAAGAGUUUAUAGGCUUUGCCAGUGUAGAUAGUGCCAGGCCCCCCAAAAAAAUCCCGCAUGCCACCUCUGAUGUUGUGGUUAAAGCUCCGGAGUUGGUUUCUGAGGAGAAUGUGGCACCUGCAACCCCACCUCAACAGCACCAACAGCCUGCAGUAACAAGACUGCACCAGCAGCCUGCAGUGACAUCACUGCACAAACAGCUUGCAGUGGCAACACUGCGCCAGCAGCCUGCAUUGACAACACUGCACCAGCAGCCUGCAGUGACAACGCCGCUCCAACAUACUGUAGUGACAACAUUGCACCAACAGCCUGCAGUGACAACACUGUACCAACAGCCUGCAGUGACAACACUGCACCAACAGCCUGCAGUGACAACUUUGCCCCAACAGUCUGCAAUGACAACUUUGCCCGAACAGCCUGCAGUGACAACAUUGCCCCAACAGCCUGCAGUGACAACACUGCACCAGCAGCUUGCAGUGACAACACUGCACCAACAGCCUGUAGUGACAUCACUGCACCAGCAGCCUUCAGUGACAUCACUGCACCAGCAGCCUACAGUGACAUCACUGCACCAGCAGCCUGCAGUGACAUCACUGCACCAGCAGCCUGUAGUGACAUCACUGCACCAUCAGCCUGCAGUGACAGCACUUCCCCAGCAGCCUGCAGAGACAGCACUGCCCCAGCAGCCUACAGUGACAACACUGCACCAACAGCCUGCAGUGACAACAAUACACCAACAGCCUGCAGUGACAACACUUCCCCAGCAGCCUGCAGUGACAUCACUGCCCCAGCAGCCUGCAGUGACAUCACUGCACCAGCAGCCUGCAGUGACAUCACUGCACCAGCAGCCUGCAGUGACAACACUGCACCAACAGCCUGCAGUGACAUCACUGCACCAGCAGCCUGCAGUGACACAGUUGCUAAGCUCUGAAUCAAUACUUCAAGAGAUUAGAGGAGGAACCAUACAAAAUAUCUCAUUAUUGGAAAAAAUUUCAAACUCACUGCAGAUGCUCACUCAGCUCCAGGAGGAGGCCAAUCUGCUGAAACGGCAAGAACUCGCCAUAAGAGAGCGAGAAGUCACCAUGAGAGAGAAAGACAUGCAGGAAGUAUCUGCUCUUCAUCAAGGACUAAGGGAGAUUCUGUCCAGGUUUGCAUCACCUGGACCUCCAACACCACCACCAGUUGGAGAGACCGCCACCGACAUUCCCCAAGGCUCUCGUCGAUCCGGCCGGCAGUCUGGAUCAAAACCAGUUCAGCCUGCUGGGAAGCGGGCUAAAAAAAAGUAAGGACUUCUGUGAUCUCUUGCCACAGACUGUCCGUAUUGCUGAACACAUUAUACAGUUUGUGGGGGGGGGGGAACGUUUGCUUUCCUAGCAGAGUUUUGACAGUUUAAUUAUCAAUGAUUUAUAUAUUAAUCUUAUGUUUUUGUAAUGGACUUGGGAGUAUAGGUUAUCAUUUCUGCCAUCUCAGACACAUUCUGAGACAUAUAAUUAAGUAACAAACCUUUCCUGCUUUUGAUUUUGCAUUUGGUAAAAUAAAGACCCAGAUUUAUCAAGCCUUGGAGAGUGAUACAUUGCACAGUGUUAAGUACCAGCCAAUCAGCUCACAACUGUCAU
Messenger RNA from Pseudophryne corroboree (corroboree frog), 2918 nucleotides. RefSeq lists its product as uncharacterized. Bases 399 to 2588 code for a protein of 729 amino acids. The transcript has 9 exons. The record is from RefSeq and is a predicted model, not a curated record. NCBI's taxonomy places the organism in Eukaryota, Metazoa, Chordata, Amphibia, Anura, Myobatrachidae.